CCAGAGGUACCCUAUGAGCUCCGACAGAACGUUGACCGUAAUGUUGCGACGACCUGGAUCGAUAGAGACAACACCGGGAAUUAUGACCCCGAGGAAGAGGUCAAGAAAGAGAAGCUUCGCAAGGCGAGGGCCAAGACGAAAAAGCAAGGCAAACACCCAGCGCCAAAGCAGCCGAAAGAGAAGGUCCAGAAGCUUAUUGUCCGACUCCGAGUCGAAAGCUUCGGCAAUGUCCUCAAUAUUACAGACAAUGAGGAUAACUGGCCGAGUGGCUGGUCUGAAGUUGACCCUGAGGAGGAGAUGGAGAGGCAGUCGCGACGUGCCUUUCACCGCCAGAACACCCCGGGCUUGCAAACUCAGACGCCAAUUCCGGAUCCAAAGACGGACAGUAGCACGGACGGUCUGGCUGGACACCCCACCGCUCGUGGCUGUGAGGAUUGUGAUGCUGGUCCAACCCCAAACCACGAGCCCAAACGUACCCAUCUCAACACCAUCCUGUACAGCGUUGAACGGAAGCACAUAGAGUGCACCUUGUGCCGAAAAGAAGGGAGGCGAUGUUCUCUUAAAACAAAGUCCGACAGGCCACCUUGCAAAGCCUGCCAACGCUUGAAGAUUAGCUGCACAUUCCAUGAUACGAGGUAUGAACCAGCGAAGGAAAGCCAGAGGAAGAAAAGUUCUACGAAGUUUAGCAGAUCCACAAAGGGGAAUUUUGAGAAGCCUGCAAACGCUUACACUCACCUGUUCACGGAGGCAGAUCUGGCUGAUUUAGAGGAGAUGGAUCAUGUGGAACUGGAACGGGAGGACACACCUGAACUUUUUAUGGAGGAUUCUGAAGGGCAUCACGGCGUAGUGACAACCCUCCUGACUUCCUACGCUCACCCGAUCGUCUUUAACGCUGUUUCUGCCUCAGCCUUGGAUUGCAGUUGGUGCCACAUGCCAACUUUUGGCCUUUUUGGUCUUUGGGAGCGAAAAGUUCACGUGCUGCGAUGGAAUAACGGCCUCGGCUACACAGAGCUGCAAGGCGGACAUCGAGAAAGCAAUGAUAAAAGUAUCAUGUGCCAAGCGUGCACGUUGUCUCGAAUCCAAAUAGUCCUCUGUCUAGGUCAUCAAGUGACACAGAGUCCCAGCAAGGAUCCCGAUGACGAUUUCGCCGUAGUGGUCGAUCACCUUCUCUCCGCGGAGCCUCGAUCUGAAGAGCUGAAAUAUCAACACCAGCGCUGGUGCACCAUGUGCUUUGCGGUAGCGACGUUCAAGUGUUGCACACCUCAGCCCCCAAUCUGCGACAGCGCGGAAGAUGAUGGAAUGAUAUUUGGCUGCGGUCUUCGUUUCUGCGAUUGCUGUGAGAGGAGGUACCGGGAAGAAUUCAAAGGAGACGUUGAUGAGAUGGCGACUGCCCUUGAAAAAGAGCCGAAGGCGAGGGAGACAACAGAGGAUACAUGCGGAACGGUGGCGAGAGCGGAUGUGGGAUUCUUGAGGCAGGAUGGCUUACUCAUGGCCAACGUCGUCAAAGAGGCUGAA
Lindgomyces ingoldianus is the source of this 1515-nucleotide messenger RNA. RefSeq lists its product as uncharacterized. Gene Ontology annotation, biological process: regulation of DNA-templated transcription. The annotation marks the transcript as partial. The record is from RefSeq and is a predicted model, not a curated record. The transcript has a single exon. Lineage: Eukaryota; Fungi; Ascomycota; Dothideomycetes; Pleosporales; Lindgomycetaceae. Gene Ontology annotation, molecular function: zinc ion binding; DNA-binding transcription factor activity, RNA polymerase II-specific.